This is a messenger RNA of Diatraea saccharalis (sugarcane borer), 674 nucleotides long. NCBI's taxonomy places the organism in Eukaryota, Metazoa, Arthropoda, Insecta, Lepidoptera, Crambidae. The record is from the annotation of a GenBank genome assembly.
UAAUGUCGAUAGUAAUAUUUAUAAUACCAAGAAGAUUUUUUACUUGUCGCUGUCUUCAAUGAUUGCUUAUAGAUUCAUCAUUUAUAUUAUCUAUUGCCAUAUUAUGCUAGGUUCUUGUAUCGAAAAUGCUUUUAUUUCUAUGGCCAUUGCUACUGUUGUGUUAGCUUCAGACGUUAUACUUAUGGUGUAUUCUCUUGUAUUUUAUUCUGUCUAUCAACGUUUGAAAAAAUUUGCUACUUAUCUAAAAGACAGUCCUAAUGUGAUAGCAUGUUGUAAUAACUACAAAAUGUUAGCUGAUCAAACAGAAAAUACUAAGAGACCUAUGGAUGUCAUCGUAAGUUGUUUUUCAUUUGACAAUAUCAAUUAUAUUUUCACAAGUUUAAUUUGACUGUUUCUUAAUAAAGAUAAUUCUUAAUACUAAUAAAUUUCGAUAUUUCUCUUUUCAGUAUUUAAUAUCUUUGCUGUUCAAUAUACCUGAGUUGUUGACUAUUCUAUUUACCACAAUAUUGCUUUUCGCUAAAGGAUCCGAUGAGGUAUUUAUUAUACUAGAGCUAAUUUAUUAUUUGUUAAUGUGCCUGUUACAUUUGCUUUUGUUGUACAAAUUCAAUUCUGAGAGUUCAUAGGAAUGACUAAAUCAUUGAAAACUAUCUGGCAAAUACACAACAUUUUGUGAC